GCUAAAAAGAGGUAAAAAAACAGCCGAAACUCUGGCUCCCACACAGUUGAGUGUAGGAAGUGUGUCCGACAGUUUGGAGACAUCGCAGGACAGCAUGGACAACGGAGAUGAUUCUGCGUCAGCUCAACUGGAAAAGAGCUCGUCCUCGUCUACCAAUGGCGCACCGAAUCCACGUAAACCUCCAAAUUGCGCGCGAUGUCGCAACCAUCAGCUGAAAAUCGCUGUAAAAGGGCACAAAAGGUACUGUAAGUAUCGUUACUGCACUUGCGACAGCUGUAAGCUCACUGCAGAUCGGCAACGGGUGAUGGCGAGACAAACUGCGCUGAGAAGAGCCCUGGCACUUGACGAGCGGAGAGUCAGAACAGAUGAUGAGCAGGUGGAUCCACUGCCAUUCGGGGCGGAAGAUCGACUUCCUUCGGUCCUUCAACCAGCUAGAAGUCUCGAGGGUAGUUAUGAUAGCAGCAGUGGUGACUCUCCUAUCAGCAAUCAUGGCAAUAACAGCGUGCACAACAACCUAAAUGUCAUCACCGUAUCUACUUCCAGAAAAUUACCGUCGAUGCACCCUCACACUGGUUCGACCACCCAUUUACCGCAGUCGCAGAACGGCGACAGUGUGGAAAUUCUGCUGGAGUAUAGUACCAAACUUCUAGACCUCUUCCAAUAUCCUUGGGAAAUGCUACCAUUGAUGUACGUCAUUUUGAAAGACGCUGGAGCUAACCUCGAAGAGGCUGUAAGGCGCAUAAUGGAAGCCAGCAAUGACAUUCGUACAAUGCACUUUUGGAAAGCGGUGAGAAUGGUGCAAUCAGGUCGGUCGUAUUGUUGCACGGGAUACACAUCUACAGGAGCACCUACUUACGAGGGGCAGGUACCCUAUAUAGGAGUUGCACCACCUCCGAGUGCUAUGCACCUCAGGCCGAUUUUGCAUCCUUUGAAUGCUAAUAUUCCGCCCGCCAGAGUACCGCCCAGCCCUGAUAGUCCUCCAGAACAUUCUACUACGUAGCCAUGAUCGAUUACCGACCAGUCGGUGAAGUAAAACGACUGGAAGAACAGGUCGAAUCCAAAGAGAAACGACGUCGUGUUAAAGCCAAGAAAAGAGGAGGGCUCCUGUUAAAGGAGGAUCGUUCAACAGCGGAGAGAAAACGUUACUCCGAAGCGUUCUUUCGUUCGUCUUUGCUCUCGUCGUUCCCCGAAACGUUCGAAUCUCGACACCUGCACUGUCUCACGAAACGAACGAAAUUCCCGAUUAACCGGAACGUGUGUUGUUUUACUUCUCGGACGGUUAUCUCUGGACUACGAGUUACUCGGUUCACUGAGUGAUUCCCAUUCGGCGAAGACGUCCGAUUUUUUUUCGAACGAGCCAUCGAAAAUCGGCGAUCACGAACGGGCGACUAAACUUCUUCCUGAUCCGAAACACUUCGCUCGAAAGGGACCUGCUCGAGAGGAUCGUGGUUCGUCGUUUACAAACUAACGACGAGAAGGAAUCGCUGUCUCAAGGUUGUCUUCGUUCGGGCAACAACGUCGCGAUUCGUGCUCAUGUUUCGAACACGAAGGGAUCCAGCCGCAAACAAAUCGGGAGAGAGAAAGAGAGGGAGAGACUACGUUGUAUUCGGCAUAGGCUUCGCGUUAUUUCUCUCUUCUUUCAUUUGAUUUUUUCCCCUCGCUGACCAAGAGAACAAGAAAAUUAUGAAACGUUUUUGUGAGUGGUUCGUGGAGUUCACGGACAACGUACACCUCGGGCAUCCCUCGUCCUUGCACGUCCUUCGGUUCGUUGAUCGAAUCUGUCUCCCUGCCUCUCUCUUUUGUCUUCUCUCGGUUUUUUUUUCUCUCUCUCUCUCUCUAUAUAUCUUUCAAAUCGCUACUCUUUUUUUUUUAGCUAAAUAUUCGCUCUGUGGAGCACGGAUCGACGUUGUCAAGAUACGAAACAGGACACGCCCGUACAAUUACAAAAGAUGCGCGUCGCCGACCGGUUACAAGAAUCCAGUUACCCGUAAAACGCCCGAUUGCCCCACGGUUUUCACGAUGAUCGAGCAUCGAUCGUAUAGGGUAUAUAUAGAUCCAGCCAGAAUUCUUUGGCUUAUAGGUACUUUGUAAGGCGUGCUUACGCCCGAUAACCCCAUAAGGGGAUCCGGCCGAGGAGCGUUGAUGAUGACUACCAUGAUGGCCGGCCAGACGCGGCCUCCAGGGGACUCGUUUUCUACCCCCUUGCCGUAAAGGAAAUUUCGAAACUGGAUCCCAUGAACAAUCACGAGCGUGUCUCUUGAGUCGAUGUUUGUUACACGAGGGCGUUCACGAGCGACGUAAAUAACCGAAACGUACAAAUUGAUUCGGCGAACGUUAAUAUCUGUGUUUGCACGAACGCGUAUCGAGAGAGCGGAAUCGAGUAACAAUUCGUGUGAUUUAGGUAAUCGCGAGGCUUCUGGAGAACACCAUGGGAGAAACACUUAGGUGCAUGUACGAUUCAAACAAGCUUGUUAUAUAUUGGUAUUAAAACUUCGUCCUCGAACUUCGAAACUCUGACUGGUUUUUUAUAGUUAUCAACUUGCAAUCGUGGUUUUAUUCGAUUCAAAUUAAACUGGUCGCACACCUUGACUUGAUUUAAUUCAUUCAGCUAAUAGGCGAAUUAAGGCUAAUGUAACUUGCGAUCCGAGAAUAUUGAACGCGUUUCGUUUAUUUUCAUUCGAUACCUCGCGCGGAAAUGAAAUUUUUCAAUCGAAUUAAACAUGUUUCUUACAGUGAUUGCUAGACGUGCAAUCAACUUUAACCUUUUCGCUGCGGUAUAUGUUAUUUAGUAUCGUAUUAUUGUAAUCUUUAUUACCCGUGGUGAUGUUCUUCAGGGAAAUCUAUAGCGAACUGUGGCUUAACUAAUUCAGCAUCUCGAUAGAUAACAGCGUACGGAUUUCUGACAUGUGGAUACAGGAUGUACCAAAAAUUAUGAUACAAGUAAUGAUUCUGUGUGCAAAAAUAAAUCGAGGAAACAUAAUAUUUGUUUAUAUGUGCCUUCGAUUUUCAGAAAAUUAAAUUUGAAAAUUGCUGAAAUUAUUUGUGAAAGAAUUGCCAUAAUGAAAAUCAAUUUUAACUCUUGUUUGAUA
Molecule: messenger RNA, 3089 nt
Organism: Megachile rotundata (alfalfa leafcutting bee)
Lineage: Eukaryota; Metazoa; Arthropoda; Insecta; Hymenoptera; Megachilidae
Gene: dsx
Product: transcription factor doublesex
Biological process (GO): regulation of transcription by RNA polymerase II; sex differentiation
Cellular component (GO): nucleus
Molecular function (GO): RNA polymerase II cis-regulatory region sequence-specific DNA binding; DNA-binding transcription factor activity, RNA polymerase II-specific
Source: RefSeq, a predicted model, not a curated record